UUCCGGCAGGCGCCCCGCCUCUCCAAGGGCGAAGCUGUCAGAGCGUUUACGACCCUGAUGCCGCAAAGCGCUGGAGUGCAGCUGUCUGAGCGACUUGUUUUCCGGAUCCCGGGGCUGCAGGUGGUGAAGUAUGUUAUGUCUAAAAGUGGAUUAAUUCCAUAUUAAAUGAAAAUGGCCAAUUCUUUACGAGGAGAAGUACUGGCUCUUUACAAAAAUCUGCUGUAUCUUGGACGGGACUAUCCAAAAGGAGCAGACUAUUUUAAAAGGCGUUUGAAGAAUGUUUUCCUUAAAAACAAGGAUGUGAAGGACCCAGAGAAGAUCAAAGAGCUUAUUGCACGAGGAGAAUUUGUAAUGAAGGAGCUAGAGGCCUUAUACUUCCUUAGGAAAUACAGAGCUAUGAAGCAACGUUACUAUUCAGAUACCAACAACUAACCAAUUGUUGCCACCAACACCUGACUAACAAUCAGUGCCUGCUGUUUACGUGUACCAACUAUUAUAAAAUAAUUCAAUUUACAAUGGCAAGAUACAUGUUUAAAAAACCAGGGUAGCCCUACUGUAUUAAAAUGUGUUUCAACCUCACUGAUACUGAGACCUUUACUCAUAAUCCUUUAUGCUAAAUUUUAUUAUUAAUUAUAUAGUAACUUUAGCACAUUUCAUGAGAAUACAAUUUUGAAUUUUCUAACAUGUAAUAAUAGCCAAUUAUUCUUAGUCUACUCCAUUUACUGAGACUGUCAUUAGCAAAUAGUGUCUGACAGGUUUAUUAUCCUUUAGCUUGUGAGCAUCUGGUCUUUCCCCCCAUUUAGUAUACAAAGUGCAUAUUCAAGGCUCUCUACAAACACCUCCUCAAAAUGAUUUGAAUGCAGUUAUCAAAAUAAAACAUAUGAAGGUGACUUUGA
Onychomys torridus (southern grasshopper mouse) is the source of this 896-nucleotide messenger RNA. RefSeq names its product electron transfer flavoprotein regulatory factor 1 (gene Etfrf1). The record is from RefSeq and is a predicted model, not a curated record. Gene Ontology annotation, biological process: respiratory electron transport chain. The transcript is spliced from 3 exons. The coding region runs from base 166 to 432 and encodes 88 amino acids. Gene Ontology annotation, cellular component: mitochondrion. Lineage: Eukaryota; Metazoa; Chordata; Mammalia; Rodentia; Cricetidae.